AUGGCUGCUUUUGCUGUUCAUUAUGAAUAUCUGAAUUUAAAUGAUGUUUCGAAGGUGAAACGUUGCAAUGCCAUUGCAGUCGUACGAUAUCUUCGAUCUCCAGCUAAAACUCGGGGGACUAGUUAUUGUUUGCAAGCCAGUUUGACUGAUCCAUCUCUUUGUGGAGGCAAAAUGACUUGCCUUUUCUUCGAUGACGAAUUGGAGUCACUGCCUCAGCUUACUACUCCCGGUGAUAUCAUUGUGGCGCAUCGACUUGAAAUACAGUCUGUGAAUGGCGUCAACAAAGCUGUGGGAUGUCGUUCGCGUGGAUUUGCGGCAGUCGUUUUUGCCAGCCACUUAGAUCAAGCCUGUCCAGUUGAAAUGACACCUCGUGCUUCUCGUCGUUCUUGCAGAUAUGGAGUUUAUGAGUUGCAAAAAGUAAAGCAGCUUAGAGAGUGGGCCAAGUCUAGUGCCUGCCACCUAGAGAUGGAAACAGCUGCUCAGUCUCCUUAUCCCUCUUUGUACAUGGAUCAACAGGACCUUUCGUUUGGUUCUUCAAUAGUCGGAGAGUUUCAAGGCGUAGAACAAUCACCCACUUUAGUGCAAGAACAAGAACUGUUAGAUACUCUCCAUCAUCCAAAAUCGAUAUCGCAACCUGACACACAAUCAUCAGGAAUACGAGGAAUGGAGUUCCAGCCUCCUAUACAUCAGGAGGAGCGCGGAAAAUUC
Molecule: messenger RNA, 708 nt
Organism: Protopolystoma xenopodis
Lineage: Eukaryota; Metazoa; Platyhelminthes; Monogenea; Polystomatidea; Polystomatidae
Source: the annotation of a GenBank genome assembly